GGAAGUAGCGCCACACAAUUUGCUCGGCUCACGAGUGGCAUUAGCGUUAACUCUUUCUAUUCCACACAUUCCAUCCUCUCAACCGUCCAUCUCACUCAGGCAGCUGUUGUUGCCGUAGCGGUAAGCUCCACUUUCCCCUUCCUCUCACCAUUGACAUUAUCAAUUCCUUCACGCCACUGCAUGCAUGUACACUACCAAUUCACUUCCACAACCGAUAAACUAGUCGAUUUUGGUCGUUGGGUUUCUUGAUAAGCUCUGAAAUUGUCCACCCAUUUUGUCAAAUUUCGCUAUCUUUGCCUACUAGAUUGUUUGUUACGUUUAAAUUAUGGCUUCUGCAAUGCUCAAUGGAGCUGAAUGCCUCAAGCUCACUAGAGGAUUGGGUUUUUCUGGUUCCAAUCUCCAUGGGAGGAAUUUCCCUCAAUUAGGUUUAGUUUCCAGUUUUGGGUGUUCCAAGGCUGUUUCCAUGGCGCCUAAAUGCAGUCUUUCUGCUUCACGGCCUGCUUCUCAGCCUAGGUUUAUUCAACACAAGAAAGAGGCCUUUUGGUUUUAUAGGUUUCUCUCGAUUGUGUACGACCACAUCAUAAACCCCGGGCAUUGGACUGAGGAUAUGAGGGACGAAGCUCUUGAGCCUGCGGAUCUCAGCGAUAGAAAUAUGAUUGUGGUGGAUGUUGGUGGUGGCACUGGCUUUACCACUUUAGGGAUAGUGAAGCAUGUGGAUGCCAAAAAUGUGACCAUUCUUGACCAAUCGCCUCAUCAGCUUGCUAAGGCUAAGCAGAAAGAGCCAUUGAAAGACUGCAAAAUUAUUGAAGGGGAUGCUGAGGAUCUUCCAUUUCGUACUGAUUAUGCAGAUAGAUAUAUUUCUGCUGGAAGUAUUGAAUAUUGGCCAGAUCCACAACGUGGCAUCAAGGAAGCAUAUAGGGUCUUGAAACUUGGAGGAAAAGCGUGCAUAAUUGGUCCAGUGUACCCAACGUUUUGGUUGUCUCGCUUCUUUGCAGAUGUGUGGAUGCUUUUCCCAAAGGAAGAGGAGUAUAUUCAAUGGUUCACAAAUGCUGGAUUUAAGGACGUCCAAUUGAAAAGGAUUGGCCCAAAAUGGUAUCGAGGAGUUCGUCGCCACGGUCUGAUCAUGGGAUGUUCUGUGACUGGCGUGAAACCAUAUUCUGGUGACUCUCCUUUGCAGCUUGGUCCCAAGGAAGAGGACGUGUCGAAACCCGUAAAUCCAUUUGUGUUUCUGUAUCGCUUCCUUCUGGGAGCCUUGGCAGCUACAUACUAUGUGCUGGUUCCCAUAUACAUGUGGAUCAAAGAUCAGAUUGUUCCAAAAGGUCAACCAAUCUGAGCUGGGAAAAAGGGUUCAAGCUGAUAUUCUACUCUUGGAGAUGCAAUUUUAGUUUGCUAGUUGUAGCACUGUUUGUUUCUUACUACUUGUCCUUUCUAUUUUGAUAAUGAAUUGAAUACCCAUCAGAAUUGUGUAUGAUUUCUAUUCAAACUUUUGCAGGAAUCAGAAAUCUUCCAUAGAACCAAUCCUCCUUCCAAAA
This is a messenger RNA of Benincasa hispida (wax gourd), 1532 nucleotides long. It is a transcript of the gene APG1, whose product is annotated as S-adenosyl-L-methionine-dependent methyltransferases superfamily protein. Gene Ontology annotation, biological process: methylation. Lineage: Eukaryota; Viridiplantae; Streptophyta; Magnoliopsida; Cucurbitales; Cucurbitaceae. The record is from RefSeq and is a predicted model, not a curated record. Gene Ontology annotation, molecular function: 2-methyl-6-phytyl-1,4-benzoquinone methyltransferase activity.